Homarus americanus (American lobster) is the source of this 2145-nucleotide messenger RNA. RefSeq names its product mucin-5AC-like. Lineage: Eukaryota; Metazoa; Arthropoda; Malacostraca; Decapoda; Nephropidae. The record is from RefSeq and is a predicted model, not a curated record. Bases 1 to 2145 code for a protein of 714 amino acids. The transcript has 6 exons.
AUGAGAAGAAUGACCGACAAAGCGUUGUGUGAGCCCCUCGUAUCCUCUUCAGUUACCGGCGCCGACGACACUAUGUAUCCCCCGCAAGAGUACUCACGCCAGGAGUACACAACUCACGAGUACCAAACUUAUUCAUCCACUUCCUCCUCAUCCUCCUCUUCCACCUCCACCUACCACGUGCAAGCCACUCAGUACGUGGAGGCUACUCAAUAUAUGGAGCCCACCCAACAUUCAGAGGAGACUAUCACUCGCAAGGAGACCAAGCCUGUGUUUGAGGAAGUUUCCUCUUGCGAGUUUGCCAGACCUGCCGCUUGGCGUCAGGAUGCCGCCAGCGAGGCCGAUGUUAAGCCUCAGAUUUCUGUCAAAAGGGAGGUCGACGUUGAAUACCGCGACGGCGAGGCAGACGGAGGGGGGCCAGGUGUGAUCCGAUGUGUGGAGACGAGCAUGCCGCCCCCCGACUCCCAUUGCUAUGACCCCCGGGCUAGGCGACCCUCGGGAGGCUUCGCUAGACCAUUGGAUGUGCCCAGGGAGAUCAUCCGUACCCCUCAUGGUGCCAGGUACCGGGACGUGCGUCGUCCCCACGACCCAGUACGACUUGACCAGACACGCCCCCCUGAUCAAGCUCGCCAAGACCAAGUGAGAGUGUCUGAGUGUCCGCCUCCCACGCCUUCGUCACCAUCGUCCUCCACCACGUCUUCCUCCUCUACCGGUCGACCACGUGCCUCUGGCAAGAAGGAGCGCAAAAAGGAAGACACGGACGACGUCUCAAGCUCCAUCCCCGACUUAGGUACUCUCUACCUACAGUCCAAAGGUGCCAACAGUCCAAAUGUACUCCCCACCAAAAUUCCAAAGGUACUCCCUACCAACAGUCCAAAGGUACUCCAUACCAACAGCCCAAAUGUACUCUCUACCAACAGUCCAAAGGUACUCGCUACCAACAUUCAAAGGUACUCCCUGGCAACAGUCCAAAUGUACUCACCUACCAACAGUCCAAAUGUAAUCCCUACCAAUAGUCCAAACGUGCUUCCCACCAACAGUCCAAAGGUAUUCCUUGCCAACAGUCCAAAUGUACUCACAUACCAACAGUCCAAAUGUACUCUCUACCAACAGUCCAAAGGUACUCCCUGGCAACAGUCCAAACGUACUCUCUACCAACAGCCCAAAGGUACUCUCUACCAGCAGUCCAAAUGUACUCCAUACCAAAGGUCCAAAGGUACUCUUUACCGACAGUCCAAAGGUGCUCCCUACCAGCAGUCCAAAGGUGCUCCCUACCAACAGUCCAAAGGUACUCCCUACCAACAGUCCAAAGUGAUCCCUACCAACAGUCCAAAGGUACUCCCUACCAACAGUCAAAAGGUGCUUUACCGACAGUCCAAAGGUGCUCCUACCAACAGCCCAAAUGCUCCCUACCAACAGUCCAGGUACUCCCACCAACAGUCCAAGUCCAAGUACCCAAAAGUUACUCCUAGCAACAGUCCAAAGGUAUUCCCUACCAACAGUCCAAGGUGCUCCUACCAACAGUUCAGUGCUCCCCACCAACAGUCCAAAGGUACAACAGCCCAAAGGUACUCUCUAUCAACAGUCCAAAGGUACUUCUAUCAACAGUCCAACGUUCUCUUUAUCAACAGUCCAAACGUGCUCCUACCAACAGUCCAAAGUUACUCCCCUAGCAACAGUCAAAGUCCUAGCUCCUCACCCAGCUCAAAGGUGCUCAAGGUGCCCUACCAACAGAAAAGUUUCAACUCCCUCCACCAACAAGGUCAAGGUGCUCCUACCAACACAAGUUCUCCACCAACAGUCAAAGGUUCCUACCAACAGUCAAGGUUACUCCCCACCAACAGUCCAAGGUUCCCUACCAACAGUCCAAAGGUGCUCCCUACCAACAGUCCAAAGUUACUCCCCACCAACAGUCCAAGGUUCCCUACCAACAGUCCAAAGGUACUCCGUACCAACAGUCCAAAGGUACUCCCUACCAACAGUCCAAAGGUGCUCCCUACCAACAGUCCAAAGGUGUUCUACUCUUGGGUGAUCUCAGAUAUGGAUGGAUAUAAUGGGUUUAGGCAAGAAAAAAAUGGAUGGAGGCGUCAUCUGCUGCCUCAAGUUACUGACGCCUUCACCAACAUGGCGGCGCCUCUCGCUCAGUGA